Molecule: messenger RNA, 3768 nt
Organism: Plasmodium yoelii
Lineage: Eukaryota; Apicomplexa; Aconoidasida; Haemosporida; Plasmodiidae
Product: conserved Plasmodium protein, unknown function
Exons: 1
Coding region: 1-3768 (1255 amino acids)
Cellular component (GO): Set1C/COMPASS complex
Source: RefSeq, a predicted model, not a curated record
AUGGAUAUUUGUAUAAAUAAUCUUUAUAAUAGGCAAAUAAACAAAAAUCUAUUACAGGAUGUAUUUUACAAGCUUGAAAAUUUUGAUAAUGAAAAAUUUUUAUGUUUCGAUGUAAAUUCAAGUGGGAAUUUAUUGGUAGCAUCCACAAAAACUUCUCUGUAUUUUUUUAAUAUAUUAUCUGGAACUUUGCUAGUUCAAUAUAAUUAUUGCAAUGAAAAAGAUCAUGAAGGAAAUUUAAAAAUAAAUACAUCCAAGGAUGUAAAUUGUGUAAAUAAUAAUAGUAAUGAAGGUAAUAAAAAAACAAAUGAGGAAGAAGACAUAUUGGUCAAAGAAACUUCCAAAUAUGAUAAUGGCAAAGAAUGGGAUAACAAUGAUGAAGUUUCUCAAAAAGAAGGGAAAAAAUUUGAAAAUGAGGAAAUGUGUAACAAUGAUAAAAUUAUUAUAAAUAGUGAAAAUUUAAAUAAUGAAGAUCCAUCACUAAGUGAGGUAAAUCCAAUGAACGAGAAAAGGCUUACGAAUGAAGAAAUUUUAAAAAGUGAUGAUUUAAAAAGUGGUGAUUUAAAAAGUGGCGAUUUAAAAGGUGGCGAUUUAAAAGGCGGUGAUUUAAAAAGUGGUGAUUUAAAAAGUGGUGAUAUUUGUGAUGAUAACGAGAAUUUUGUUUGUGUCGAUAAAAAUACUUAUGAAAAAUCAAAUGAUAUGAAUGAUGAAAAUUUUACAAAAAGUGAAAAUGAUGAUGAAAAUAUAAUUAACAAUAUAAAUAAAGAUGAUACAAAUGUGAGAAAAUGUAGCCAACUCUCAUUGGAUAAUGAUUGUCCUAUUAAUGGUUAUUCUAUUAAAAUAAAUAAUAAAAGAAAGAAUACCCCAUUAAAGGAGCAAAAAAUUAAGAAAGUAAAAAAACGCUCAAAGCAAACUGACAAAAAUACAAAUAGGUUAGGAGAUAAUCCAAAUAAUACCAAAGGGAAAUAUAAUGAUAUAGGUCCUAAUAAGAAAAUUCCAGAAGAUAAUUCGAAAGAUGAAAAUUAUUAUAUUAAAAAAAUUCAAUUUAUUAAAAAUGAUGAAUAUUUGUUAUGCACAUCGAAUAGAUAUUUGUACAUAUAUCAAAUUUGCAACUAUCCAAUUACUAGAAUAAUAUGCAUUGAUUUGUUAUAUUUAUGUAUUGGAAUUGAAACCAUUAUUUCUGAGAAAUUAUUUUUUCCGUGUUUUUUUUCUGAGUAUUUUUAUUUUUUAUAUAAAGAAAAUGAAAAUAAAGGGUCAAAAAAUGAUGGUAAUAAUGGUUCAAAUGGUGAUAUAAAUAAAUGCAAAGAUAAUUUUGAUAAAUUGAAAAAUAGUGAUGAGAUAAAAACGAAUUUUGGAUAUAAUAAUGAUGACAAUAGUAAUGAUACAAUAGGAGAGAUGGGUCAUUUAAAAUUAUUUGAAAAAUAUUACGAUAUUUACAAAAAUCUAAGUAUUAAAACAGUUAGGAAUUUUGAGAUACAUGAUAUUAAGUGUAUAAAUAUAAAAAAAAAAAAAUAUAUAGAUAAUAAUAAUAAUGAAAAAAGGACAAUAUAUAUAAUAGAUAUAAUUUUAUGUUUAAAAGAGCAGAUACCAUAUAUAUCAAGAAUGUAUGUUGAAAACAAAAAAAUAAAUAAUAAUAAGAAUGAUAUAAAUAAUAGACAGAUAAACAAUUUUAUUAUUGACAUAAAUCAGACAUUUCCAUUAAUUUCUCUUGAUCAAAUGAAUGCUACAUUUCAAGAAAAUGCAGGAGAAGGUAAUUUAAACACGAAGAAGGAUAUCGUUUGUACAAAAGGUAAAUCGAAAGUUAAAAAAUUAUCUUCAAAAGGAUUAAUGAAAAAUAUAGAUGAUGGUCAAGAAAAUGAAAUAAUUGAAAAUGAGGAAAGAAAAGAUAACGAAAGGGAAGAAACCAUCGUUUCGGGACCUAAAAUAGACGAUAAUAAAAAUUAUGUAUACAACUUUGAUGGAUGUGUAGAAAAGUGUAAUGGAGAGGAUGGAAAUAUAAAUAAAUGUGAAAAAGUGGAAAAAACAGAAAAUUGUGAUAUAAGUAUGGAUAAUAACAAAGAUGAUUAUAUGCAUUUCAUUAUGUUUUAUGAAAAUUAUGAAAAAAAUCGUAAAUAUGUAAAAAAGUUAAAGAAUACUUGUUUUUCUGUAUGUCUUUAUAAAAAAAAAUGUAAGAGGCGAUUUAAAGAAUUACCAACAACAUUAAAUAUUUAUGACAAUUUAGAUAAUAUUUUAAAAGAAUAUAUUGAUAAUGAAAAUAAUUUAAAAACCGAAGAAACGAAAAUAUUUAAAAAACAUAAUGAUUAUUAUUUAUUUGAUUAUUCUGAAAUGGGAAAAAAUGACUACUUUAAAUAUCCAUCUGAUUUAUUAAAAAAUAACAAUAUUUUUAAAAAUAUUAAAAGAUAUGGAAAAUUAGAUGAAAAAAAAUAUUAUAUAUUUGUAGGUACUCAUUCAUUUAUACUAGUUUUUGAAUUACGAUAUAUAAAGAAUAGUGAUAUUAAAAAAGCAAAUGGAAAGAAAAAAAAUAAUAUUUUGAGUAAUGAUAAUGUGUAUGAACAAAUUGAAAAUAUAUCAAAUGAAGUAUAUAAAGAAUAUAAUAAUUUUAUUAAAAGUGCGGGGUUAACUAUUUGUGAAAACCAUUUAAAAUUAAAAUAUUUAUUUAAAAUAUAUUUAGGAAUAGUAACACCAUUAGAAAUUGUUAUGAGAGAAAAGGGGAAUAUGAUAUGUGUUAGAACUUCAGAUAAAGUUUUUUUGUAUAAAAUUAAUUAUAAAUAUAAUAUUGAACAUUCUUUGCCGAUUAAAAAUGAGGAACAUAUAUCAUGUGCUGAUAAAAUUGAGAAAGAAAAUUAUAAAAGGGAAGAAUCAAUUAUAAAUGUGAACAAGGUGAAUGAUCAAAUAAAUAAUGGCAAAAUUGAGAAACAUAUAUAUAGUUAUAUUGAUAAAAUAUAUUUAUAUCAUACAAUUUAUAAUCCUAUUCAAAAAGAAGUACAUGAAGUAUGUUGUUUUAGUGGAGAUAUACACCAAUCCUAUUUAUUAGUAAUAUCUUUAAAGUCAGGAUUAUACACCUUAUAUAUUUAUAACUUAAAAGAUAUGGACUUUCAAAAUGCUGUUAAAGUAAAUAUUUCUGCAUAUAAAGGAUUUAAAAUUAUAAAGUGGGUUAAAUGCUAUGACAUGCUAGUUUCUUUAUCUAAUGCAAGUAAUAAUAUUUUAGUUUUAAAAAAUAAGCAUUUAAAUAAUUGGAGUUUUUUUAUGUCUGAUUUUGAAUUAAUAGAUUCAAAUAUCGAGGUUAUUGAAGAAGAUAAUGAAUUUGACGCAAUAGAAAUUGCAGAACCCAAAUAUGCAAAUUUGGAAGAUAAUAUAUGGAAAUAUAUUAUUAUUUAUUUAAAUAUAUUUAUAAAAAAUAAAAUAUGCAUACAAAAUUUAAUACAUCCGGCUUGUUCUUUUCCUACAUUAUAUACGGGAUAUUAUAAGAAUAGUCCAAGAUAUUUUUUUUAUGAAUCAUCUUAUGAUUUUUCAAAAGAAAAUAUCGUUUGUUUCAAUACUGACAUGUUUACAGCAAAAAGGGAUAAAAAAAAAGAAAAACAACAAAAAAAAAUUUCUGAAAUAAAAAACAAUUGGGAGCAUUUUAUAAAUGUAGAAAAUGAAAAAGUAGAUAUUGUGAAAGAGAAUACAAAUAAUUUAACAAUUGUAGAUAACUCUAACACAGUGCAACUGCUUGCCCCAUCUUCUAUGUAUUAUUUAUAUUACAAAAAUAUAAUAAAUUUUUCAAUAUAA